This is a messenger RNA of Bactrocera oleae (olive fruit fly), 4876 nucleotides long. RefSeq lists its product as uncharacterized. The record is from RefSeq and is a predicted model, not a curated record. Lineage: Eukaryota; Metazoa; Arthropoda; Insecta; Diptera; Tephritidae. Gene Ontology annotation, cellular component: extracellular region. Gene Ontology annotation, molecular function: ion channel inhibitor activity.
UUUAAUAAACAACCUUUAAGUCGAAUUGAGGAAAAGGAAGAAGGGUAUUUUAUGAAGAUCUUUAUAUUAAUUUUGAUAUAGUGAUCCGAUCUGAACCAUUUGCUCGGUGACUGUAGCGUUGCUUCGUAUAAUAAUUUAUGCUAAAUUUCAUGAAGAUAUCUUGCCAAAUAAAAAGUUUUCCAUACAAAAUAUUAGUUUUGUUCGGUCAGUUCGUAUGACAGCUAUAUGCUAUAGUUGUCCGGUCUGAUCAAUGAAUUAUACUUGGGAGAAAUUUCAUUAAGAUAUCUUAUCAAAUAAAAAAUUUUCUAUACAAGGACUAGAUUUUAAAUGAUCAGUUUGUAUAUCGGCUAUAUCCUAUAGUGGUUCGAUAGCGGCGACUCCGAUAAAGUAGCAGCUUCUUGGGUAGAAAAGGACUUAAGCAAAAUUUCAGAUCGAUAUCUAAAAUCUGAUAGGCUAGUUAGCUCGUGUAUUUAAUCUAUAUACGUUUCCUUCUGGGUGUUACAAAUUUCGUGGCAAAGUUAAUAUACCCUGUUCAGUGUAAAAAAAGUUAUAUGUAAGUAUAUGUACACCAUUGUUUGGUAUUCAUGUAUGUAAGUAGACUGUAAGAAGACUCUGCGCCGGGGCACCAUUUUUUUUUCGAAAGCAAUAUCUUGAGGGACUUACUAUAUCACAUAAAAAAUAAUGAUGUGCAUGAAAGAGGAAUGCUAACGCAAAUUGAGCUGUUUCAGAUAGAGAUAUAUGACCUACCAUAUUAUUUGGUAAUUUUACUUUCUCUCUGCUCUCUGUACUUGGGCAUCUCCAAAGAAGAAGCUUGUAUUGCAACUCAAUGGCUAGUAGUUACUAUUGAAGCAUAAUAAGACGAAUGACAUUGGCUUGGCGUGGGCGUUGUAUCACAUUGAACACGAUAAGCAGCCAGUAUUCCUUGGGUUGCUUGCUCAUAGCUGUAGGCAUGUUACACAUUCACACAUAUUUGGGGUUAUUUUCUUAUCGCCAACAGCCCUAAAAUGCAACACGCGGUCCUUUAUGUAACGCGAUAAGUUGAUAACGACUACCGGAACAUUUUUUUCGUGGUUGAUAUGUACGGAAAAACACAAUAGACGCUCAUCCGUUCGGGUACAAAAGGUGCCAUACACAAAUUUUUGUCACGUAGUUAAUAUUGUGAUGUCGCACAUAUUAGCGGCUACUUUUCCUUACAUAUUUUUCUUGAUGGCAUGUUUGGAAAUUAAAGAAAUACGGUAUUAAACGAAAAGCCACCGGCUGGUAGAUACGUAAAAUUUCGCAUUUUUAUAUAUUUGACUUACAGUUUCUUUAAACAAAGUUCGCGACGAGUAAGUUAGAAGUUUAAGUAAUUUCUAUUGGUAAUACAGUUCGAUUCGAAAUAUUUAAAUAUAAACUAUAUAAAUUUAACUGGAUAAAUCAAGUGUGGAAAGGUGUGGCAGUGAUGCAACUCUAUUUACUCAAAUUACGAUGUUUAUGCUUUGUUGCUGUUGUUAUAUUUAUAACGCAGGAGGUGUCAGGAAUUGAAGUCCGUGCAGCCCCGCUUAUUGAUCGCCACAACAUACCACAUAAUAACGAUGUGGCUUACGGACCAGGCUACACGGAUGUCGAAAACUACUAUGAUAUAUUUGAAGAAGCUGCAAAAUUAUUUCCAUACAACGGAAAGCGUUCAUCACGUAUACAUGUUUUCCGGCGUGGUUGCAUACCUCGCGGCGGUGCUUGCGAUAGUAGGCCAAAUGGCUGCUGCUACAAUAGUUCGUGUCGCUGCAAUCUCUGGGGCAGCAAUUGUCGUUGUCAACGCAUGGGACUCUUCCAGAAGUGGGGCUAAGCGCCAAGAUAUACGAUAAAGACUUCAACCUACCUACAACCAAUAUCCGGUUAAUAUUAAAAACUUUAAACUAGUUUAUUUACUAAUACCAAAGAUUUCUUGCAACUGUUUAAACAUAACCCAGUAUAUAGCAAAAAUUAUUUACUUAACAAAAGAAAACACUUAAAUGGUAAUAUGGAAAUGCUAUCAACAUACAAGCCGUGUAAAGCCAGCAGCGUUACAGAACUGAACAGAAAAAAGUAAAACAAUUUGUGUAAACACUAGUGUAAUUAGUUAUUAGCUCCAGCAAAUAUAGCCAAUAUACUUGUAUGUAUGUAAACAAAACUAACACAUGCAAAAAAUGUUUGUAUGUAUUAAAUAACAUAGUACAAAUGUUACACAUUUCAAAUAACCGAUUUUAGUUAAAAUUGCUUUGUUCGGAAAUGUAUUAAGUCUUGAUGAUGAUGACAAUUUGUAAAUACCUUUGGUAUUUUUGCGAUUUUAGAAAGAAAGGUUUGUAAUAUUGAAUAAGAUGCUUUCCUUUUGAAUAAUAUGUAGGAAAAGAAAAUUAGAUUCACAAUAAUUUUUAAUUUUUUAAUGUAAAUAUUUUCGUGCGAGAUAUAAAAUGGGAAUGCCUUACAUAUACUGUUUAUUUAGUAGAGAGCAACGGUCGAAACUUCACGUCUGCUCACAUAGUACAUAUCAUAUAUAAAUGUUAUGUGGCGUGGAUAUAAAUUUCUCCUCCGAAAAAAGCGCAUUUCACCGCAAUUAUUGGCAGUCUGUUUGAACAAAUAUACCAUUAGUUUUGCCGAUUUGCUACUCUCUAAUGAAUUGAGGAUACAUAAAAGUAAUUUAACGUACAGAGUUGAUACAGUUUUAAAUUAGUAAAAAGAUUUACUAUUGUUAUACUAUGUUAAUGAAAAUUUAUCAUGGCUAGCCCUAGGCAUCUCUCAUACACACACACGUGCCGGCGUUGAUAAACAUCUACUUCAAACAAUUGACUAUUCAAUCAUACGAAAUAGCCCAAUUAGACACAUAGCCCAACUAUCUCUGAAUCCAAUCGCAACCAGGCCAGCGAUUUAAUAGUGUUUGUUUUUUAUUGUAACUUCGAUUAAUUUUUGAGAAAUUAACUGCAAGAAAUAUGCUAUUUCGUUUCCCGGAAUUCUUUUGUGGCCUGGAACCCAGUAUAUUAGUAUGCAGCCAAUUUGCGGCAGGCACUACGUCUAUUAUUAUUGAUCUCCUUUACGUUCUUUCCUGCAUUAUUAGGUAUCUCAGCCGCUUUCUUAACAGCAAAGACUUUCGCCUGAAAGACACUGCAGUAUUCCAGAAACUUUAAGGGAACCUGCUCACUACAUUGGUAUAUAUUAAUAAAAAGUAUAAUAAUAGAAAUUUAAAAGGUCAAUGCAACACCUAAUUUGUCGCCAUUUUGGAACACAAAUUUUUAUUUAACUUAAAUAAAUUCAAAAGAAGAAGUGAAGAGAGCAAAUGAGUUAUAAAUUUGGACGAAAAACCAAUACCCGGUAGAGAAAGAUACCAUUAAUCAAGGCGCUUGGUUAAACUUAUCAUCAUAUCAUUGUAGAAUGGACAUCUAAUUUCAGAUUAUCAAGCUAUCAGGGGUGUUGUGGAAUUCAAGACAGAUUUGCGUAGUUGUCAGAAUUGCAAACCAAUUCUGAUUUUGAAUGGUGUCACAGAAUCUGAUUGGAUUUGCGUCUUUUCGAACAUAUGCAAAAUCAAUAUUUGAAUCAGCUGUCUACUAAUGUGACAAAAUUUUUAAAUGAAUAAAUUAUGAAUUUUAUAUAUUUGAAAUGCUGAAUGAAGUCUACUAAAGUUUACAAUGAGUUCCGCUAUUUUAGCUUUUAUUUGGAAAUUUGGCUUGCAUCUACUUGUAUGUUUGUAUACAUGCUUUCUUUACAGAUUUAUAUCACAUUAUCGACUGAAUAAAGACGCAUGUGGGUGUUAAAUUAUGUUUGUUACGUUUUGUAAAUUCCCUUAAAAUAUCUUGAUUUUUUCCAUAAACUCGAUAAUUAUGACAUUUUUUGUUUUAUUCUUAUGUUUUCCCCUAUAGAAAUUACGAUAAAUUAAAUCGAAACAAUAAUAUAAAUUAUUUUCUUAACUAACAUUUCAAAUCUGUCAGCAAAAAUCCUCUUGCUUUGCUUCUGAUAACAAAACCGAUAAAAUUGGUUUCCGUGACACCCAAAACCGAUACAAUUUCUGUUUCGAACGUCAAACCAAUAGUAUCUGAAUUCAUGACACCUACUACAUUUUUUUAUCAGUUUCAAUUCUGAUUCCGACAACUAUCAGAUUCUACAACACACCUGUAUAUUUGACAGCGCUUUGUUGGCGUUUGACAUGUAUUUUUUAAGCAUUUUUAUCAUGGAUUUGAGAGCGUUCAAGGCCUUCCUUAGCCAUAGAAGCUUUCAAUGUAUAUCUUGCCACAAUAAAGCAAAUACAGAUAAUAAGCAUUAGGCCAGUACCUAAAAAAUUGUUUAAUCGAAUAGUUUAGCUAAUAAAGAUAAUGCUUCGUAUUCGUCAGAUUGCGUAAAGUGUGCAAACAAAGCUCCAGCUGAAAUUCCAAGACGUCAGAAGCAAAGAAGUAUUGUAUCAUAUAGGUACUUUAUAAAAAUGUUCUUUGAUUUUCAGGUUUUUACUUCAUCCUCGCUUUUAAAUAUUUUGAAUUUUAUUUUGCCAGUAAUUAUAUUACUUAAAAAUAAUAUAGCUGAAUAUCAUAUAUGUAUGUUAAUAUAUAUGCCAAAACUAGUUGAUUCGAAAAAGAAGCCAAAGUUUCAAAAUACGAAGUACAAGCUGUGUGUGCGUUUGUGUCUUUAUUAUGUGUGUUUGCCGGAAAACUAAACAAAAAUAAUGACUAUAUGUUUACAACAUUUUAAAACAUGAAUGUUUAUUAUUGCAGUAUAUAUACCUAUAUAUAUAUAUAUCUAUACAAAGAAAAUUGAUGUAUUUACUACAAACAAAAUGAGUAAUUUAAACUCUAUUGUAUGAAUUUCAUUAAAAUAUACAAGAAAUAUAUAGGUAAACUAUUGACAAAUAUAUACUUUAGUCAAGCAGCAGAUAAAA